This is a messenger RNA of Pseudomyrmex gracilis, 4529 nucleotides long. RefSeq names its product DNA-directed RNA polymerase III subunit RPC2 (gene RpIII128). Gene Ontology annotation, cellular component: RNA polymerase III complex. Gene Ontology annotation, biological process: DNA-templated transcription. The record is from RefSeq and is a predicted model, not a curated record. Gene Ontology annotation, molecular function: DNA-directed RNA polymerase activity; ribonucleoside binding; DNA binding. The coding region runs from base 142 to 3507 and encodes 1121 amino acids. NCBI's taxonomy places the organism in Eukaryota, Metazoa, Arthropoda, Insecta, Hymenoptera, Formicidae. The transcript has 9 exons.
AGACCAGUGUGUUUAGAGUGGAGCCACAUUUGCACCAAACUAUAAACCAAUUCAUUUUAUUGUUCUCACGUGGACAAACGAAAAAAUAACAAUAGUUUGCAAACACAAGAUAAUUUUAAAUAUUUGUGUAUUUGAUAGAAAAUGGCAAAUGAAGGAGAAAUCAAGGAUAAAUCGAAGCUAGUUAAAUUGUUUUUGAAACAUCAAGGUUUGGUGAAACAACAUAUAGAUUCUUACAACUAUUUUAUUAAUAAAGAAAUAAAAAAUAUUGUUAUAGCAAAUGAUCUAGUUUUGAGUGAUCAAGAUCCUAAUUUUUAUCUCAGGUACUUGAAUAUAGAAGUAGGUUUGCCUGAAAUUGAAGAUGGCUUUAAAAUACCACAAUCAAUUACACCACAUGACUGCCGCUUAAGAGAUUUAAAUUAUUCAGCUCCAAUUAAAGUAGAUAUUGAGUAUAUACGAAACAAUCAAAGAAUAAUAAGAAAAAAUUUGUUACUUGGAAGGAUGCCAAUAAUGUUACGCAGUUCAAACUGUGUGCUAACUAACAAAUCUCAAUCUGAGUUAGCUAAAUUAAAUGAGUGCCCACUUGAUACUGGUGGUUAUUUCAUCAUAAAUGGUCAAGAAAAAGUUGUAUUGAUACAAGAACAAAUGGUAAGAAACAGAAUCAUUUUAGAAGAAGAUGGGAAGGAUGUUCUUGCUACAUGCAACAGUUUUACUCAUGAGAGAAAAACUAAAACAACUAUAGUAGGGAAAAAUGGAAGAUAUUAUGUAAGACACAAUAUCUUUCAAGAAGAUAUACUGGUUACUGUCUUUUUUAAAGCUAUGGGUUCAAUAAGCGAUCUAGACAUUAUGCAAAUGGUUGGAACAAGUGACAGAUAUCUGAACAAAUUUGCAGCCUGUUUAGAAGAGUGUCAAGAAAUGAAAAUCUUUUCACAGAAUCAAGCAUUGCUGUAUCUCAAUAGUAAACGACAGAUGCAAAAAACACCUUAUAAAAAAAAUCAUUCAGAUUCCUAUCAGUAUAUUGUAGAUGAAAUGAAAGAUAUCUUAGCGCUAAACUUUUUGUCUCAUGUACCUGUAAAAAACUUCAGUUUUCAUCUAAAGUGUCUGUAUCUUGCUUUGAUGGUCAGAAGAGUUAUUAAUGCGCAGUUUGAUCGCAAUCUAAUUGACGACAAGGAUUUUUAUGGUAAUAAACGCUUGGAACUAGCUGGUUCUCUUCUUGCUCUGAUGUUCGAAGAUUUGUUCAAAAAAUUCAACAAAGACCUCAGACAGAUUGCGAAUAAGAACAUUCCCAAGAUAAAAGCUGCGCCAUUCGACAUAGUCACACAUAUGAGACCUGAUCAUAUAACAAACGGCUUAAAUUUCGCAAUAUCAACUGGUAACUGGGUAAUCGAGAGAUUUCGAAUGGAGAAGCACGGGGUGACACAAGUGUUGUCACGACUUUCGUAUAUUUCGGCACUUGGCAUGAUGACACGAGUAAAUUCCCAGUUCGAAAAGACUAGAAAGGUAUCCGGUCCACGAUCUUUGCACGGAUCUCAAUGGGGAAUGUUAUGUCCUAAUGACACUCCUGAAGGUGAAGCUUGCGGUCUGGUAAAGAAUUUGGCUCUGAUGGCUCACAUAACAACAGAAGUGCCAGAAGAAUCGUUAAUACAGUUAGUGCUUAAUCUUGGCGUAUUUAAUAUUCUUAUUUUUGGCGGCGAAGAAAUAGCUGAAGAAAAUGUAUAUACCGUCUUUGUAAACGGUAAUUUAGUGGGUAUUACGGAGGACUAUAAAACUCUAGUAAAGUACUUCAGAUUGUUACGCAGAAAAGGAAGAAUCAACUGCUUCGUAUCAAUAUCUGUACAACAUAAGAUUAAGUCUAUUCAAAUCAGUUCGGAUGGCGGAAGAUUGUGCAGACCGUGCAUUAUUGUCAAAGACGGAAAACCGCUUCUUGAAAAGAAGCACAUGGAAAUGCUCGAGAUGAAUCUUUACACCUUCAAUGACUUUAUCUUAGCUGGGGUGAUUGAAUAUCUAGAUGUUAAUGAGGAAAAUGAUAGCUAUAUUGCAUGUACAGAAGCUGAUCUCACUGCGGAACACACACACUUGGAAAUUGCUGAGUUUCCUAUUCUGGGUGUGUGUGCUUCUACAGUACCGUUUCCGCAUCAUAAUCAAAGUCCAAGAAAUACUUAUCAAUGCGCUAUGGGUAAACAGGCGAUGGGUGUCAUUGGAUACAAUCAACGUAAUCGCAUCGAUACGGUGAUGUAUAAUCUGGUGUAUCCGCAGAAACCUUUAGUGAAGACACGUGGGAUGGAUUUGAUUAAUUACGACAAAUUACCAGCGGGUGAAAAUGCAAUUGUGUGUGUUAUGUCAUAUAGUGGUUACGACAUAGAAGAUGCGCUUGUUUUCAAUAAAGCCUCCGUUGACAGAGGAUACGGUAGAUGUUUGGUAUAUCGAAAUGCAAAGUGCACAAUAAAAAAAUAUGCAAAUCAAACUUCUGACAAGUUUAUGGGACCGUUAUUAGAUGCCAAUACUAAGAAACCUAUUUGGAAGCACGAUAUUAUCGAAAACGAUGGUAUUGCAGCACCUGGUGAAAUGGUGGAAAACAAACAAGUGUUGGUAAACAAAUCAAUACCAGUACCUAGUGGAAAUAUCGGUCCGGUAGGUUCUAGCAAUGUACAAACGGAGUAUCGUAAUGCAGAAGUUCACUAUAAGAAUCUAGUGCCUGCAUAUGUAGAGAAAGUUAUGAUAUCUACUAAUACAGUCGAUAGUCUUCUAGUGAAAUUAUUGUUGAGACAAACCCGUAGACCUGAAAUUGGUGAUAAAUUCAGUAGUCGUCAUGGUCAGAAAGGUGUUAUAGGUACAAUUGUUGAACAAGAAGAUAUGCCAUUUAAUGAUCAGGGUAUUGUACCUGAUAUCAUUAUGAAUCCGCAUGGUUUUCCAUCUCGAAUGACAGUUGGAAAACUAUUAGAGGUACUUGCCGGCAAAGCAGGCGUUGUAAGCGGAAAAUUUCAUUAUGGGACAGCGUUUGACAGUGACAAAGUAGAGGACAUGUGUGAAGAAUUACAAAGUCAUGGUUUCAACUACUUAGGUAAAGAUUUCUUUUAUAACGGUAUGACUGGGCAGCCUCUGCAAGGAUAUAUCUUUUCUGGUCCUGUUUAUUACCAAAAGUUGAAACACAUGGUGCAAGACAAAAUUCAUGCUCGCGCCAGGGGACCACGAGUAGUAUUAACGCGACAACCAACAGAAGGACGUUCCAGAGAGGGCGGUUUACGUCUAGGUGAAAUGGAACGUGAUUGUUUGAUCGGUUACGGAGCCAGCAUGUUGUUAGUGGAGCGGCUCAUGAUAUCAAGUGACGCGUUUAAAGUUGAUGUUUGUAACAAGUGCGGUUUGAUAGGAUAUAACGGUUGGUGUCAAAGAUGUAGUUCCAGUUCGUCUGUUUCCACAAUUACAAUGCCUUAUGCUUGUAAAUUACUGUUUCAAGAACUACAAUCCAUGAAUGUAGUACCUCGUCUGACAGUAAAAGAUUAUUGCGACUGAUUAAACUUUUUAGUAAAAUUGUAUAUAUUGUUUCUUUUUUUACGAUGUUUUUCUCUUUUUAUGAUUUUUCUUCAACGUUUUUGUCGAACACAUUUGACUAUUUGGAAUCAGUAAUGCUACUUUUUUCAGGAAGCAAAUAUAUAUCCAAUCAAUGAAAAUAUGUAUAAUUUAACUUUAUUAUAACUAACUUUAUUCUACACUUAUCUAAUAUUUUUUGUAUUUUUUACAGUCAAAUGUUUUAUAUUAAUAAAGUUAUAUUACUAAAUUUAUUUGAGAUUUUACUCAAACACUUAGAAGUUUACGUUAUGUUUUAAGUUUUAAGGUAGUUCUUGUGCGACUCAAGAGGCACGGUAGUGCCUCGCGCGAAGUUUACGAAGUCGCGCGCAAAGGCACAAGGCACUUCGUGCCUUUUUUAUGUGAAACUGAUAUUUUAAUGAAAUAUUGAGAAAAUGAAAUCGUGAUAUUUUAGUAACGAAUAAAUCGAUCGACUUCGUUUUAGUCGCAAUCGAUUCGGAAUGAAAAGAUGAAUAAAAAAGUGUUCUUGUGUUUUUUGUGUCUGUGCUUUGUGAUCGAAGAUAUUUGAAGAUAAUCCUAAAAAUGUGUUGAAUUCACAUUAAGAAACGUGGUCAUCGCUAGAUCUUCACAAGUCAUCGCAUGUGUGCAUGUUUUUUCGCCACCAGAUGGUUGCAUGUACGAGCAUGUUGAAAGAAGGAAAAGAAGAGAUUUAUUAUACCCUCACUAUGCACUUUUGGAAUUUUCUUCGCGUCGCAGGUCCCAGGAGUUGAGCGGUUUCACGAGUGUCAAAACAACAACAAAAAAUUUGAAGUGUAGUUAAGUUCAGUGAGUAAAAAUAAAUAAGUUAAAGGUGAAACAUUGAAUAAAGAGUAAAGGAAGGAGCAUUUGCCCGAAAAAGUGAAGCCAGAAUCAAACAAGCUAUAACGUCACAAAUGACGUCACUAGUGGCGCUAAAUUUUUAUUGCCUAAGUUUUUCAAUCAUAUCUGAAAUCCAUUCACAAAAUAAU